Cimex lectularius (bed bug) is the source of this 1402-nucleotide messenger RNA. RefSeq names its product popeye domain-containing protein 3-like. Gene Ontology annotation, molecular function: cAMP binding. Bases 211 to 1365 code for a protein of 384 amino acids. The record is from RefSeq and is a predicted model, not a curated record. NCBI's taxonomy places the organism in Eukaryota, Metazoa, Arthropoda, Insecta, Hemiptera, Cimicidae. Gene Ontology annotation, cellular component: sarcolemma. The transcript is spliced from 8 exons.
AAAAUAGUUUAGAUGUAGCAGAGUAUAUUCACCUGCUAUCUGUUGGUAGAAAGCUGGGAUUCAAGGGUGGGUCCUUUGAUCAAUAACAUGUGAAGAAGGGCAAUGUGAAGUUUCCCUGGUUUCUGUUGAUGUUUCCCCGUCCCAUAACUACUACUGCAGACCUGCUGACAAUAAUUAACACUUUAAGAUAGUAAAUAAAUGUGACACAGGAUGGGAGAGGGUCUCCAUGAUAGGGGGGCAACAAUCUUGCAGAUCCUCCCAAUUUUUAAUAUUACAUGGGAAGAAGGGCCUUUCAAUUAUACCACAUAUUUAGGAAUAGGUAGUUUAGGUUGGUGUGACACAUGGAGGAAUCCACAACACCUUAUAUUCCAGCUGGCGAACGCAUGUUUUUUCAUCUCAUACCUUACUCCUUCAACUAAAAAGGGAAUCAUUUUUAUGCAUGCAGUAUUAGUAUUAGGGUUUUUUAUAUUCUCCACCUGGGCUUGGGUUAUUGUAUGCGCUCCUGACAUAUUUUUCUGGAGUCUGUGUUACACUUUUAUAAACAUAUGCCAAUUAGUCUUUCUUUUGUACCAAUUAAGGCCAGUGAAAUUUGACCCCGAGUUGGAAGAAGCAUAUCACACGUUGUUUGUGCCAUUUAAGGUUUCAAGGAUCCAAUUCAAAAAGCUGAUAAGCAACGACAUGGCUCAAAUUAUGUCUCUGCACGCUGGCGAGGCUUACGCAUUACAAAACUUAACAAGGACUGAUAGACUGGGCCUGCUCCUAUCCGGGAAAUUAAACGUUCUAUGUGAUAGCCACUUUCUGCAUCCGAUACUUGCGUGCGAAUUUUUAGACUCGCCCGAGUUCGAGAGCAGAGCAAAUAUGGACGAUAAAUUUAAGGUUUCAAUUGUAGCAGCUACUUCAUGCAGGUACCUUUACUGGCAGAGAACCUCGUUAGAAUAUUUAUUCGUCAAGGAGACAUACUUGGCAACUGUGAUGUCAACUUUAAUAGCAAGAGAUAUAACGACAAAGCUGUACGCAAUGAAUAACAAGAUUGUUACAGAAAAAGGGUACCACCUUGAUAUAAGGCUUCCGAGUAUCACAUCAUCGCUAACAAGCACUGAUCACAAAAGCCCAACAUUGAAAGCUUUAAAAAAGCAUACAUCGGUAUUGUCGGGCUCACAGCCGAAUUCGCCUGAAUCGGUCUACAGUAGCCGGGAGCAAUUGUUUAAAGAUAAGGUUCUUCCCGUUGUUCCUAAUGGUAGAGUGGUUGAGUUGGUCCCGCUGAAGGAGAUGCCAUCUGCUGAAGAACUGGGCUCAUCGGCUGAAGUUGAAUCAUGGCUUGAAACAUCUUCUAAAUAUCACAGUUGUGAAAUUGUGGAUUCUUAAAGCAAUGCUUUUUACAUAUUAAACAUGUCUAUAAAUU